AUGACUCGUACAAUAACGGUAGUAGGAGCGACAGGCACACAAGGCGGCUCCGUAGUCCGCGCCCUCCUCAAGGAUCCCAGCUACCACGUCCGCGGCCUGACCCGUAAUAUUCAAAGCGAGAAGGCCAAAGCACUAUCUCAAGAGGGCGUCGAGGUCGUCGAAGCCAACAUCAAGUCCGUUUCAUCACUGAAGAAAGCCUUUGAAGGCUCCUACGCCAUUUUCGUCGUGACCAACUUCUUCGAGGCUUUUCCAAGUGUUGGGAAGGAGGAAGCCGUCAAGAUAGAACAUUAUAUCUGGUCGACAUUGCCAGACAGCCGUGAAGUCAGUGGUGGAACCAUCGCUAUCCCACAUUACGAAGGAAAGAAUCAGGUCGAUGUCUACAUCCGCGGCACCGACCUGAUCAAGAAGACGACUUUCCUCUGGAUUCCCUCCUACGCUCAAAAUAUACACUACCCAUGUUAUCAGCCUUUCGCACUUCCAGGAGAUGGAUUGACCCUGUACCAGCUGCAAGCGACUUCUCCUACUACAAGAUGGAAGCUCGCUGGCGAUGUGAACAACAACAUUGGUCUCUUUGUUACCGCCAUAUUGACACAAUCUGAGAGAACGCUGCCAGGGAGAAUCGUACUCGCAGCUGCAGAUGUCAUGACUGCAGAAGGGGUGGUCGCCGCUUGGGCGAAGCGGGACGGGAAGAAGGGUAGGAUUCUGGAGGUCAGUCGUGAAGAGUAUUUUGAAGUUUGGCCUCAGUGGGCCGAGGUGAUGCAUGCUUCGCAUGUGUAUUGGGAGACUUUUGGCGACAAAGCGUUCUCUGCGAAUGCGCAGGUGGUGUUGGGAAAGGAGGAGUUGGGGAUUGAGGGGUUGAUUGGGACAGCAGAGUAUUUUGCCAAGCUGUGA
Messenger RNA from Recurvomyces mirabilis, 891 nucleotides. RefSeq lists its product as uncharacterized. Bases 1 to 891 code for a protein of 296 amino acids. Lineage: Eukaryota; Fungi; Ascomycota; Dothideomycetes; Mycosphaerellales; Teratosphaeriaceae. The record is from RefSeq and is a predicted model, not a curated record. Gene Ontology annotation, cellular component: nucleus. The transcript has 2 exons.